AUGCACAAUGUUCAGUCGUCGAAAAAUAACCUUGUUGCACUUUCUUCAUUAGUCUGUACAUCUAUCUAUCUAUCUAUCUAUCUAUCUAUCUAUCUAUCUAUCUACUUCAGUCUUUUCAUUAUCUAUCUAUCUAUCUAUCUAUCUAUCUAUCUAUCUAUCUAUCUUUUCAUUAUCUAUCUAUCUAUCUAUCUAUCUAUCUAUCUAUCUAUCUAUCUAUCUAUCUAUCUAUCUCACUCUGGCUUACGGCCACAUCAUGUUGAAACAUCGCUUCCCAGCUACUUCUCUCUCUCUCUCUCUCUCUCUCUCUCUCUCUCUCUCUCUCUCUCUCUGACAGCUCGACAUCUAUCUAUCUAUCUAUCUAUCUAUCUAUCUAUCUAUCUAUCUCAGUCUUUUAUUAUCUAUCUAUUUCAGUCUCUUAUUAUCUAUCUAUUUCGGUAUCCUCUUAUCUAUUUGUCUGUUCUUUAUCUAUCUAUCUAUCUAUCUAUCUAUCUCAUUCUCGUCGCCUAUCAUAUUCUCAUCAUCUAUAUGUGUCUAUCGCAUUCUCCUCAUCUUAUCUAUCUAUCUAUCUAUCUAUCUAUCUAUCAAUCUAUAUUAGUUACGAUAACAUUACAAAAUGAAACAAGAAUAGAGAUCCAUAUGCUUAGUCUAUUCAUAGCUAUCUUUGUUCCUAUAACGAGGUCACUGCCAUCCUCAUAUCUAUCUAUCUAUCUAUCUAUCUAUCUAUCUAUCUACUUCAGUCUUUUCAUUAUCUAUCUAUCUGUUGUGUCAAGUUUCAACACAAUCUAUCUAUCUAUCUAUCUAUCUAUCUAUCUAUCUAUCUGCUUCAAUCUUUUCAUUAUCUAUCUAUCUAUCUAUCUAUGUUCAUAUCGAUCUGUCUCUCUUUUUUAUUCUGUUCAUAUUUUAUCUAUCUUUAUCUGGUAUACAGCUUGUCUUUGA
This is a messenger RNA of Acanthosepion pharaonis, 936 nucleotides long. The record is from the annotation of a GenBank genome assembly. NCBI's taxonomy places the organism in Eukaryota, Metazoa, Mollusca, Cephalopoda, Sepiida, Sepiidae.